Phaethon lepturus (White-tailed tropicbird) is the source of this 765-nucleotide messenger RNA. RefSeq names its product nucleoredoxin (gene NXN). Lineage: Eukaryota; Metazoa; Chordata; Aves; Phaethontiformes; Phaethontidae. Gene Ontology annotation, molecular function: thioredoxin-disulfide reductase (NADPH) activity. The transcript has 6 exons. The record is from RefSeq and is a predicted model, not a curated record. The annotation marks the transcript as partial.
CUGAAGCUGUGGAACAAGUACAGAGUCUCCAACAUUCCUUCCCUGAUAUUUAUCGAUGCCUCCACCGGGAAGGUGGUUUGCAGGAAUGGCCUCCUGGUAAUCCGAGAUGACCCAGAAGGACUGGAGUUCCCCUGGGGGCCAAAACCCUUCAGUGAAGUUGUUGCUGGGCCUCUGCUAAGGAACAACGGCCAGACGCUAGACAGCAAUGCCCUGGAGGGCUCGCACGUGGGGGUCUAUUUCUCCGCACACUGGUGCCCGCCGUGCCGAAGCCUCACGAGGGUCCUGGUGGAGUCCUACCGGAAAAUCAAGGAGGCGGGCCAGAAGUUUGAGAUACUCUUCGUUAGUGCAGACAGGUCAGAGGAUUCCUUCAAGCAGUAUUUCAGCGAGAUGCCCUGGGUAGCCGUGCCGUACGCCGACGAGGCCAGACGGUCGCGCCUGAAUCGACUCUAUGGCAUACAAGGCAUCCCGACUCUCAUCGUCCUGGACUCCAAGGGAGACGUGAUCACACGGCAGGGGCGGGUGGAGGUGCUGAACGACAUCGAAUGCCGCGAGUUCCCCUGGCAUCCCAAGCCCGUGCUGGAGCUGACGGACUCCAACGCCGUGCAGCUGAAUGAGGGCCCGUGCCUCGUUCUCUUUGUAGAUUCAGAGGAUGACGGAGAGUCGGAGGCAGCGAAACAACUGAUUCAGCCCAUAGCUGAAAAAAUCAUUGCCAAGUACAAAGCCAAAGAGGAGGAGGCACCGUUGCUCUUCUUUGUGGCAGGCGAG